Trichomycterus rosablanca is the source of this 27251-nucleotide messenger RNA. RefSeq names its product piccolo presynaptic cytomatrix protein b (gene pclob). Lineage: Eukaryota; Metazoa; Chordata; Actinopteri; Siluriformes; Trichomycteridae. Gene Ontology annotation, biological process: presynaptic active zone assembly; protein localization to synapse. The transcript has 42 exons. Gene Ontology annotation, cellular component: GABA-ergic synapse; cytoskeleton of presynaptic active zone; axon. The coding region runs from base 235 to 27090 and encodes 8951 amino acids. The record is from RefSeq and is a predicted model, not a curated record. Gene Ontology annotation, molecular function: structural constituent of presynaptic active zone; protein binding; metal ion binding.
GCUUGGUUCAGCUCACUGAAUCUGCAAAGUGGAUAUUGGCAGGCGAUGUUCCUGCUGAAGUGAGUUGUACAUAAUAAAGAAAACAGAAAAUCCCCCACUGGCCUCCGAAAUCACCGGAGCAGUUACUACACUGUUGCCCUCACUUUACCUCCUAAUGGAAGAUUUUGCCUACCAGAUGUAGGACUUUAUCCCAACCCCAACCUUCCCAUUUCAGCCCUGCACCCUCCAGACACCAUGUUCUCCUCCAACUUUUUGGGUGGAGGGAACCCCCUGAGUGCCAUGUCCUCUGCAGUGAACAAGUUUAGCCUGUUCGGGGAUGACGCAGAGGCUGAAAAGAACAAGCAACAGCAGGGGCCUUCGAAACAAAAACUUCCUGAACAACAAGGGAAUGGACAACAUGCAACUCAAGGGCCUUCAAAGCGAAGUGGACAUGAGCCACCAGGAGGAGGCCUGGAACAGAAAGGAAGGGGCAGAGGUGUGGCCCAGCAGCAGGGAGCUGGGAGAGGUGGCCCUCAACAACAAGAAGCUGGUAGGGGUGGACCACAUGAGCAAGGAGUCGGGAGAGGAAGGUCUCAACAGCAGGGAACGGGCAGGGGUGGAACGCAGCAGCAUGGCACUCCAGGACCUGCGACUCAACAAGUAAAAACAGCUAAAGCGACUGAUCCAGGGGGAAAGAAUCUCUGUCCAAUCUGCAAAAACACAGAACUUAAUUUGAAAUCCAAUGAUCCACCCAACCAUAGCACCUGCACUCAGUGUAAAUCGGUCGUCUGCAGCAUGUGUGGGUUCAGUCCUCCAGAUGCAUCUGCUAAGGAAUGGCUCUGUCUGAACUGUCAGAUGCAGAGGGCUCUCGGAGGUACAAAACCACCCGCCGCCAACAAAAAGCCCAACCCGUCAAGUCCAUCAACAGCACAAAAAAAGGAUUCUGCACAGAGUACAUCUUUGAACCCAUCUUCACCCCAACAAAAUAAAGUCUUAGAAAGUCAGAAACCACCAGGGCAUUCCAGUUCAGCUCCAUCAGAUCAAACCAAUCCCAGCUCAGCUUCACUUCCACAGCAAAAAUCUUCUCAGCAGCAAAGAAUAAAAGAUGCCUCAUCACCUGCCAAGUCUGACACACAUACCAAGACUGAACCCGAGGAGCAAUCUGGCUUCUUUGGUUUUGGAUUUGGAGGUGCCCGAUCCAGAUCACCAUCUCCUCAGCCCUCUGCCUCUGCUGUUUCUGGGAAGGUUCUAGGCUUUGGCUCCUCCCUUUUCAGUUCUGCAUCUAAUCUGAUCUCAUCUGCUGUACAGGACGAGCCUUCCACUACUCCACCAACUUCUCGUAAAGGGUCCAGUGUUUCUCAAACGCCUGUCAAGUUUAUAAACACACCUCCUACACCCCACAAAGGGUCAGAGGGCUGUAAGGAGUCCCCCAAGCACCCUGCAACCCAAAAACCAGAGCAAAAGAAAUCAGAUGGAACUCAGCCAAACAAAGCAACUGUAGACCAAACAGCAAAGCAACCGACUUCUCAACAGUCUCCUAAAGCAGGUAAAGCCAGUCCAAAAACCGUUCCAAAAGCCUGCCCACUUUGCAAGACGGACCUCAAGAAGGAUCCUUCGAACUACAAUACCUGUACUGAGUGCAGUUCCAUUGUGUGCAUCCAGUGUGGUUUCAACCCCAUUCCUCAUCAGCCAGAAGGAAAAGACUGGCUUUGUUUAACCUGUCAGACACAGAGGGCACUAAAAGGAGUCGAACCACAAGGACUUUCUCCAAAAAAACCCCAACCACUGGCAGCCCAGAAGAAAGAAUCUGCUAUAGCUCCUAUCCCAAAUCAGCCCACGGUUCGACAUACAGCGAUUAGUGCCAACCAGCCAGUCACACAGAAAACAGAUACAUCCAAACAACAGCCAAGUUCAAUAGAAAUGAAACAGCAAAAGCCUCCGAAUCAGCAGGCAAAUCCCAGCUCACCAGUAAAGGCAGAACCUCCUAAAAAAGAUUCAGGUUUGUUCGGUUUUAGUGGGGCUCGAUCUCAGUCACCAUCCGCCCAGCCUGACGUCUCUGCUGUUUCUGGAAAGGUUCUGGGAUUUGGUUCCUCCUUCCUCAGCUCAGCAUCUAAUCUGAUCUCAUCAGCUGUUCAGGAUGAGCCUUCGUCCACACCACCGACUUCUCGUGACGGAUCUACAGCUUCUCAGACCUCUGCCAAUGCAACCAAAACACCUCCUGCAUCGCACAAAGGUUCUGCUGCAUCACAAUGUGAUGCCAAUGCAACUGCAACAAGAACAGGGAUUCAACCAUCGACUGCACAGAAAGAUAAGACACCAGGGAAUAUAGAUGAUCUGCAGAGCAAAGCAUCACCAUCUCAGGCAAAGACGCCAGAACGUUCCUCACAUGUGUCAAGGGUAGAUAAAAAUCAUCGGCCUGUUCCCAAAGCUUGCCCACUCUGCAAGGAAGAACUUAAAAACGAUCCUCCGAAUUACAGUGUCUGCACUGAAUGCAAAAAUACUGUUUGUAACCGUUGUGGAUUCAAUCCUAUGCCUCACCAAACAGAGGUGGUAAAGUGGCUUUGCCUGAACUGUCAGGUGCAGAAAGCUCUGGGUGAUGAUGCUCCUGCAAUAUCUUCACCAAAACAAAAAACACUCACAGUGGACUCUACGAAGAAAAUUGCUACUCCUCAGGCAACAGCUCCACAAGAUAAUAAAGGACCUGGUGCUUAUCAGAAAGUGCAGCCCCAGCAAAAUAAGGCACCAAAUGGUGCACUUCAUGUCCAAAAAUCUCAGCAACAGGAAGCUGGAAAACCACUGGUGGAUAAAUCAGAAGUAAAGGAAGACUCGGGUUUCUUUGGCUUUGGUGGUGCACGAUCUAGAUCACCAUCUCCUCAACCACCCUCUGUUUCUGGAAAGGUUUUCGGCUUUGGUUCCUCCUUACUCAGUUCAGCAUCUAAUCUGAUUUCAUCCGCAGUUCAGGAUGAGCAUUCUACCACGCCACCGACCUAUCGCAAGGGUUCUGAAGUUUCCCAGGCUUCAUCCAAAACGCCGCCCGCUUCUCGUAAAGGUUCAGUUUCACAGACGUCUCAAAAGAAUGAAUCUCCAGGUUCUACACCAGCUACGUCACGCAAAGGAUCUGAGGUUUCCCAAAACCCUCAGAGACCUUUACAUGCUAAGGAAAACAAACCAGCGUCUGUUGGAGAAACAGAGGAAACAAAAUCCCAACAAGUAGUCGACAAAUCACGACCACUGCCUAAGAUGUGUCUUCUUUGUAAUACUGAAAUUAAAAAAGACCCUCCCAACUACAGCACAUGCACUGAAUGCAAGAGUGUUGUAUGUAACCUCUGUGGAUUCAACCCAAUGCCUCAUGACACAAAGGUGAAGAAGUGGCUUUGUCUGUCCUGCCAAACACGACGAGUAUCUGAAGUAUCCUCUGUGCAAGCUGAAUCAAAGGCCAACAAAAUUCCUCCACCAUCGACUCAAAAUCCUGAAAAGAAAGGUCUUCCUAAUAAAAAUCAGCCAUCAAAGGCUGAGCCUUCCCCGGCCAAGGAUAGCGCCCCAAAAGACACCAUGAGUUUCUUUAGUGUUGGUGGUGCUCGCUCUCGAUCUCCAUCUCCUCAGCCUGCAGCGUCCACAGUUUCUGGAAAGGUUCUAGGUUUUGGCUCAUCCUUCCUCAGCUCAGCAUCUAAUUUAAUCCCAUCGGCUGUUAAGGAUGAGCCUUCAACAGCAACACCAACCUCUCAUAAGGGUUCUGGGCUCAAGGAUGCUAACCCACCUUCUAAUGGAAAAACUGAGGAAGAGAAAGCUCAGCAAUUAGCUGACAAAUCAGCAUCACUGCUACCUAAAUCCUGUCCUCUUUGCAAGACUGAGAUUAAAAAAGACCCGCUGAACUACAACACCUGCACUAAGUGUAAGAGUGUUGUAUGUAACCUCUGUGGAUUCAACCCCAUGCCUCAUGAGAUAAAGAUAAAGGAAUGGCUCUGCCUGACCUGCCAGACACAACAGGCAUCAGAAUUAUCCUCAAUGCCAACCCAGCCAAAGACCAACAAGAUUCCUUCAUCAUUUCCUCAACAUAAAGGAACUGCUGUGUCAGAACAUACUGGGGAAAAUAAAAGUAUUCCUGGUAAAACCAUUCAAGAGGUCAUGACAUCUACUGAAGUCAAACCGUCAGUUAAAGCAUCUGCUUCAGACGGGGAUAAGCAAUUAACUGCUACUCACAGAGCACAAAAGCCCAAUGAGCAACCAUCUACUGUACAAAAUAAUGCUCCAAAUCACGCUUCGAAAGUUGAGCCUUCACCUGUUAAGAGUAAACCCCCCUUAGAAGGCUCAGGCUUUUUUGGUUUAGGUGGUUCUCGUUCUCGAUCGCCAUCCCCCCAAACCGCUGCAUCCGCUGUUUCUGGAAAGGUUUUAGGCUUUGGAUCUUCGUUUUUUAGCUCAGCCUCUAAUUUAAUCUCAUCAGCUGUUCAGGAUGAGCCUUCCACGACGCCACCAAGCUCUCGUAAGGGUUCUGCAGUUUCCCAGACUUCAUCCAAAACAACACCACCUACUUCACGUAAGGGUUCCAUUUCACAGACUAGCAAGACGGAAUCCCCAGUCUCUACACCAGCUAUGUUACGCAAAGGAUCUGAGGCUCAGGAGGCCAAAAACCCUACUAAUGAAAAAGCAAAGGAACAGUCUCAUCAAACAGCUGCCAGAUCAUCACAGCGUCUUCCUAAAAUGUGUCCUCUUUGUCAGACAGAGAUAAAAAAUAACCCCUCUAACUACAGGACCUGCACUGAAUGCAGUAGUGUUGUGUGUAACCUCUGUGGAUUCAACCCAAUGCCUCAUGAACAUGACAAGAGAGACGCCUGGCUCUGUCUGACCUGCCAGACACGGAAAGCAUCAGAUAUAUCACCUAUCCAGUCUCAAACAAAGGCUAAGCAUAUCCAACCACCUCAAUCUCCUCAAAAUAAAGGAGCUGCAGUAUCUGAAUUAUCUGCCAAACAGAAAGUUUCAAAGACUGUCCCCUCUCCUGCCAAGGAUAAUCUUACUCAAGAAAGCUCGGGCUUCUUUGGUUUUGGUGGUUCUCGCUCUAGAUCACCAUCUCCUCAACCUGCCGUGUCUAGUGUUUCCGGAAAGGUUUUCGGCUUUGGAUCAUCUUUACUCGGCUCAGCUUCUAAUCUGAUCUCAUCGACCGUUCAGGACGAGUCUUCUACAACACCACCGACCUCUCGUAAAGGAUCUACAGUUUCUCAAACACUCAAAACAACACCACCACCUUCUCCUAAGAGCUCAGUUUCUGGAAAGACAGAAGCCCAAGCCUUGAAUCCAGUUGACAAAACAUCACAGUUGCUACCUAAAUCUUGUCCACUUUGUAAGACAGAGAUUGAAAAGGACCCACCGAAUUACAGCAUGUGCACUGGAUGCAAAAGUGUUGUUUGUAAUCUCUGUGGAUUCAACCCAGCACCACAUGACACAAAGGUAAAGGAGUGGCUCUGCCUGACCUGCCAGACACAACGAGCAUCAAAAAUAUCCUCUGUGCAGGGUCAGCCAAAGCCAAACAAAAUUCCUCCAUCAUCACCUGUUCAAAAUAAGAGGGCUGCUCCAUCAGUAGAACCUGAGAAGAAAGUCCCUGCUGAUAAAAAUCAAGCAUCAAAAGUUGAGCCAUCUCUUCCCAAAGAUAACCCCCCUCAAGAGAACUCAGGCCUUUUUGGACUAGGUGGUGCUCGCUCUCGAUCAUCAUCUCCUCAGCCUACUGGGUCUGUAGUUUCUGGAAAGAUUUUAGGCUUUGGCUCAUCCUUCCUCAGCUCAGCAUCUAACUUGAUCUCUUCAGCCGUCCAGGAUGACGCUUUGACACCACCUACGUCUCGUAAGGGUUCCGUUUCACAGACGUCUCAAAAGUCUGAAUCCCCAGCUUCUACACCAGCUACGACACGCAAAGCGUCUGAGGUCAAUAUACCUUCUGAUGGAAAGACUGAGGUGAAGGAAUCCCAGCAAACAGCUGACAAGUCAUCAGCGUCGCUACCUAAAUCCUGUCCACUUUGCAAGACAGAGAUUAAAAAAGACCCACCAAACUACGGCACCUGCACUGGGUGCAAGAACACUGUAUGUAACCUCUGUGGAUUUAAUCCAGCGCCACAUGACACAAAGAGGAAGGAAUGGCUCUGCCUGACCUGCCAGAAACAGCGAGCAUCACAAGAAUCCUCUCAAACAAAGUCCAUCAAAAUGCCUUUAUCUUCAUCUCAUCCAGAUAAGGAGACUGUGCUGCCUGAGAAGAAGACGAGUCUUUCUGAUAAAACUAUUCAAAAAGGCCAAACCGUUGAAGUAAAACAACCAAACAAAUCUGAUCCAGCUACAGUUAAGCAAACGAAUGCUGCUCCCAGAGUACAGCAUGAAAACGAGACACAACAACAAAAUAAGGCAUCAAAAGCUGGACCACUUCCUGCCAAGAGUAAACCUCCUCAAGAAAACUCUAGCUUCUUUGGUUUCGGCGGUCCUCGCUCUGAAUCGCCAUCUUCUCAACCUGAUGAGUCUUCUGUUACAGGGAAAGUUCUCGGCUUUGGUUCAUCAUUUUUUAGCUCUGCGUCUAAUCUGAUCUCAUCAGCUGUUCAAGAUGAACCUUCUACGACACCACCGACAUCACGUAAAGGUUCAUCAGUCUCCCAGAGUUCCAUUAAAUCCCCCACACCACCUCCAUCCACUCGCAAAGGUUCUGUGGUCUCUCAGACGACCACAACACCACCAGUAAAGUCACAGGAUGGAGCUACAGAAAAGCAAACAGAUGUGAAAUUACCAAAUGUACAGAAACAAGAAGAAGGUCUACACAAGGAGGAAACGUCUUUAGCUCAUCAUGAUAAGAAUCCAGACAAAUCAAAGACAUUGAAUAUGAAGGAAUCAACUCUUCCACCUUCUAAAAAUUGUCCUCUUUGCAAGGUGGAGCUGAAGAACGAUCCUCUCAACUACAAAACGUGCACUGGGUGCAAAAACGUUGUAUGCUUACAGUGUGGAUUCAAUCCGGAUCCACAACAAACAAAGAGUAAAGACUGGCUGUGUCUGAACUGCCAAAUACAGCAGACGCCAAAAGCUCCACCUUCACAGCCCCGACUUGAAGCUAACAAAGUACCUUCACCAGCAUCAACACAGAAAAAUAAAACUUCAGUUUCAGAUAAGGAUAAAAAGCCACCUACAGAUGAAAAGCUCCAGAAGAAUCAAAGUGAAGCUGAGAAAAAGCAAGCCUUAGAUAUAUCCACACCCAAACAGGCUGUGCAGAAACAGAACCCCAAGGAAAAACAUCCUGAGGCACAAAAGACAACAGACGGAACCUCCAAACCUCCUAAAUCUGAACCCUCUAAAGACGAGUCAGGCUUUUUUGGCUUUGGUUUUGGUGCACGAUCUCGAUCACCGUCACCUCAGCCUGCUGUUUCUGGAAAGGUUCUAGGUUUUGGAUCGUCUCUUUUCAGCUCAGCAUCUAAUUUGAUAUCUUCAGCUGUACAGGAUGGGACUUCUCCUUUCACUUCACCUUCAACUUCACGUAAGGGUUCUGUGGUUUCUCAGUCUUCUGAUACUGUACCAACACCAAUCACCCUGCGCAGGACAUCUGAAGUGGCACAGCCUGCCGCUACGGCACGUACUGAUCAGAAGACGUCCUCUCAGGACUCGCUCAAAAUGAAACCUGUUGACAUACCGAAAACACCAUCUAAACAGAACAAAGGAACAAAAUUACAGGUCGAGAAAACAGCUUUGAGUGAUGUAACGCCAUCAGAUGCAGCAAAAACAAAAGGAUCUGAUCAACCUCUUCCAAAAGUCUGUCCACUCUGCAACGUGGACAUCAAGAAGGAACCUCCAAACUAUAACAUAUGUACUGAGUGCAAGAGCACAGUUUGUAACCUUUGUGGAUUUAACCCAAUGCCAGACAAAACAGAGAUGCAGAAGUGGCUCUGCCUGAACUGCCAGAUAAAACAAACAUCUAGACCUUCAAAGAAAACUGUUGCACAACCUGAUAAAGCACCUCUUUCAGCAUCACAACAAAACAAUGAUGCUUCUGUUACACCAACAACUGCUGAUAAAGGUUCUGCAGUUAUGGAAGCACCUGCAAAAACUGCAGCACAGAAGCAAACAUCUGCAUCACAGGAGACAAGUGCAUUGUGUACAGAGACAAAAUCAACUACUCAGCAGUCAGAUGAAAAGACGGUCCAGAAGAAAUUGUCAGAGUUGCAGAUAAUCAAUGAACCAUCUGCUGAUGGGAGAAAAGAUGAACGUUCAUCAGCAGCUCUAAAAGCCUGCCCGAUAUGUGCAGAGGAGUUUAAACACAACCCUCCUAAUUUUAACACUUGCACAGCUUGCAAAAGCACUGUGUGUAAUCUUUGUGGAUUGAAUUCUAUGUCCAAUCAAACUGAGGUGAGGAAUUGGCUCUGUUUGGACUGCCAUAUAAAACAAGCACCAGGAGCAACUCCUGCAGAGCCACCGGCAAAAAAAUUACCUUCAUCUGUAUCCCCAAAGAAAGAUGAAACAAUUUCCGAAGCUAAAAAACCAGAGGACCAAAUCCCUGUGCCAGAGACCAAGAAACUCACGUCUACUUCAUCACCACAUUCUGUUCCUGAUAAACCCUCUCAAGAGCCUCCAAAGCAAGAAUCAGGCUUCUUUGGUUUUGGUUUUAGCGGUAUGCGAUCUCAGUCACCAUCUCAGACGCAGGCUGCUUCCUCUUCUGUAUCUGGAAAAGUGCUACAGUUUGGCUCCUCAGUGAUCAGCUCAACGUCCAGUCUGAUAUCAUCAUCUGCCCAGGAUAAACUUUCUACAACACCUCCAACUCCUCGUAAGGGUUCUGUAACAUCUGAAACUGCAAAAGCUGCACCGAUACCACCACAGGCUUAUAACCAGGGGUCAGUUUUGCCUGCAUCUUUAAAAACUGCUAUCUCUAAGGAAACAAAAGAACCUGCUAUUCAGAAACAGCAAGAGAAGAAUCCUGCAGAUGACUUAGGAAAAGAAAAUGAGAAUUCAUCAGAUCUUCCCAAAAUUUGUCGACUCUGCAAAGAGAAAUGCAAGGAAGAUCCUAAGACCUACAACACGUGCAGCUCCUGUAAAAACACACUGUGUAACCGCUGUGACUCCAGUCCACAUAACACAAAGGAGAAUUGCUGGUUGUGUAAAAACUGCCAGAUCAAGCAAAAACCAGCGAAUCCUCAUGCACAGCCUCAAGCAGAGAUGAAGAAAUCAGCUGGACUACAAAAAGAGGCUCAAAAUCCAGGUCCUACACAAAGAAAUCCAACAUUGCCAGCAGGUCCCACGGAGCCAAAACAGCCACCAUCUGCAGCUGUUAAAAAACAGGACAAACCCACAUCAGAAAAGAUCCAAAUACCCACGGCUACCCCAGCAGGACCUUCCACUUCUCUUACUGAAUCUGGCCCAGCACCAAAAGACGAACCCCCUGAGAAGCAGUCUGGCAUCUUCGGUUUCAGUUUUGGUGGCACUAAAUCCCGCCCGUCGUCUCCUCAGCCGGCCGGCCCUGCAGUUUCUGGAAAGGUUCUCGGCUUCGGCUCGUCCUUUCUUAGCUCGGCGUCUAAUCUGAUUUCUUCAGCUGUCCAGGAUGAGCCGUCCACAACAAAACCAGCCUCUCGAAAGGGUUCUACAAUCUCUUUAAAAAGCUCUCCAACACCUCCUACUUCUCGUAAGGGGUCUGUAGCUCAGACACAGGAGGAAAAAAACGUCUCAAAGAAGGAAGAAGAUAAUAAACUUGAAGACCUGCUGGCUAAGGCAUCAGUUACAGAGGCUGGCAAAGCUUGUCCACUCUGUAAGGCUGAACUUAAGACCAAUCCACCCAACUACAGUACUUGCACUGAAUGUAAGAACGUCGUGUGUAACCUUUGUGGAUUCAGUCCCAUUCCCCAACAAACAGAGGUAAAGGAAUGGCUGUGUUUGAACUGUCAAAUCCAGCGAGCACCAAAAGCUCCUCCUGCACUUCCUCAAUCACAUAACAAAGUACCUCCUCCAGCAUCACCCCAGAAAAAAGAGGCUCCUGCUGCAGGUACUCCAACGAAGAAUCCAAGUCUUACAGCAAAUGCCAAAGACGAAAAACCAGGUGUAUCUGCAAAACCAGCUGAUAAAUCUGUUCCAGUGGAGCCCCCAAAAUCAACUCUUUCUCCAUUAGUACAAAAACCUCCACCUGCCAAGUCUGGUCCAUCACAAAAGGCUGAACCUCCAAAGGAAGAGUCGAGUUUCUUUGGUUUUGGUUUUGGCAGAGCUCGAUCACGUUCACCAUCUCCUCAGCCUGAUGUCUCUGCUGUUCCUGGAAAGGUUCUCGGCUUUGGCUCAUCUUUUCUCAGUUCUGCAUCCAAUUUGAUCUCAUCAGCUGUUCAGCUGGAGUCUUCCACAACUCCACCAACGUCUCGCAAAGGAUCUAUUAAUUCACAGACUUCUGGAAAAACCACACCUACACCUCCAACAUCUCGCAAACAGUCUUUAGUCCAGAAGCCCGAGGUGAAGAAAGAACCAGAAACUAAAUUGGAAGGUCAGCUGGCAGGGCCUGAGUUCUCUAGAGUUUGCCCACAAUGCAAAGCUGAUCCUCCUAAAAAUGCCAUCUGUAAGGAAUGCCAAAACACACUGUGUAGCCUUUGUGGAUUCAGUCCCAUGUCACCAAAAACAGAGGUUGAGAAGCAGGUGUGUUUAACCUGCCAGAAGAAGCAAGGGUCAGGACCCCCUGCUGUACAGCCUCAAUCAGAGGCAAACAAAGUACCUUUAUCAGAACAAGUUAUGGAAGCUCCAACUCCAGAAUCUACAUGGAAGAACACACGUCUCCCAGAAGGCACCACAAUGAAUGAUCAGAAACCAACUGCAGUAGUAAAUCCAGAAGAUAAACCUAAACCAGAGGAUAAACUAAAGCCAGAAGUUAAACCUAAGCCAGAGGAUAAAUCUAAACCAGAGGAUCAACCUAAAUUAGAGGGUAACCCAAAACCAGAGGAUAAACCUAAACCAGAGGAUAAACCUAAACUAGAGGGUAACCCAAAACCAGAGGAUAAACCAAAACCAGAGAUUAAAACUAAACCAGAGGAAAAACCAAAACCAGAAGUUAAACCUAAACCGGAAGAUAACCCUAAACUAGAGGAUACAUCUAAACCAGAGGAUACACUAAAGCAGGAGGAUAAACCAAAACCAGAAGUUAUGCCUAAACCAGAGAUUACAUCUAAACCAGAGGGUAAACCAAAACCAGAACUUAAACCUAAACCAGAGGGUACACUAAAACAGGAGGAUAAACCAAAACCAGAAGUUAAACCUAAACCAGAGGAUAAACCUAAACCAGAGGUUAAACCUAAACCAGAGGAUAAACCAAAACCAGAAGUUAAACCUAAACCAGAGGAUAAACCUAAACCAGAGGUUAAACCUAAACCAGAGGAUAAACCAAAACCAGAAGUUAAACCUAAACCAGAGGAUAAACCAAAACCAGAAGUUAAACCUAAACCAAAGGAUAACCCUAAACUAGAGGAUACACUAAAGCAGGAGGAUAAACCAAAACCAGAGGUUAAACUUAAACCACAGGAUAAACCAAAGCCUGAAGUUAAACCUAAACCAGAGGAUAAACCUAAGCCAGAGGAUAAACCUAAACCAGAAGAUAAACCUAGUCCAGCAGAGUCUCAGAAUUUCACUGCCACCCCCUUGAUACCAAAACCUUCUCCUGCCAAAUCAACAACAACACAGAAAACUGAAGCUGUAAAAGAGGAAUCAGGCUUCUUUGGUUUCAGUCUUGGUGGUCGGUCACCGUCUCCACAGCCUGAUAUUUCUGCCGUUUCUGGAAAGGUUCGAGGGUUUGGUUCCUCCUUUCUAAGCUCAGCAUCGAAUCUGCUCUCAUCAGCUCUUCAGGAUGAGCCUUCCACCACACCACCAACCUCUCGUAAAGGUUCCACAGUCUCUCAAAGUUCUGCUAAAACCACUCCGACACCACCCACCUCCCGCAAGACCUCCGUAUCAAAGCCACAGGAAGAAAAGACAGAAAUGAACAUUAAAUUAGAGGACCAAUCAAUGGGGUCACCUUCUCUUGAGGAAAAAGAUAAGCAUCUUGAUAAGUCAAUGAAACCUUGUCCUAUCUGCAAGGUGGAACUUAAGAAAGAUCCACCCAACUACAAUACCUGCACCGAAUGCAAAACCCCUGUGUGUAAUCUGUGUGGAUUCAGUCCUAUGCCACAGAAAACUGAGUUGAAGGAGUGGCUGUGUUUAAAUUGCCAGAUGCAUCGAGCACCAGGAGCUUCUCCAUCACAGUCUCAGCAACAGCCUGAAAAAGUUCCUCAACCAGCGUCACAACAGAAAACCACUGCUGGAAACCCAGAGGAAAAACCUGCUCAAGUAGGUACACAGCCUAGUUUGCCUGCUACUAAAAAGCAACAAGCUGAAGCUGCUCCACCACCAAAGAAUGAGCCUCUAAAGAAGGAGUCAGGAUUCUUCGGUUUCGGUGCUGCUCGUUCCCGGUCUCCAUCUCCACAGCCGGGUGUUUCGGGGAAAGUGCUAGGUUUUGGAUCAUCCCUCUUUAGCACAGCAUCUAAUCUGAUGUCCUCAGCUGGGAAUGAUAAACCUUCUACAACUCCACCAACUGUCCGUAGAGGAUCCACAACAUCUCAGACAUCUGUAAAGACCACACAGGAGACUUCUGAUUCUUCUAGGAUAGGAUCUGUAGAGCCAGAAAAAGUUCAGCACAUCAAAACAUCAACAGACCAGAAAGUAUCUGCUGUCGCGAGGAAACAAGAUGACAGUAAACCAGAUGAAAAGCAAGUGCCGACUGCGAAAGAGGCAAAAGAUUCUCAAAAACUGGCAGAACCUAGUAAAGCACAGCAAGUGACCUGUCCUCUGUGUAAGAUAGAGCUCAAUGUGGGCGCAGAUGAUGUACCUAACUACAACACCUGCACUGAAUGUAAGAACACUGUGUGUAACCUCUGUGGAUUCAACCCCGUUCCACAUAAGACUGAGGUUUGCGAAUGGCUUUGUCUAAGCUGUCAAACACAGAGGGCAUUAAAGGAAAUGGAAGCACAAACCAAACCAAGUGUUGUGUCCACCACAGCACCAUCAUCAGAGUUACCUCAGGUUCAAGCUCCACUAAAAUAUAAACCUGCUGCAACCACCACAGAUCAAAGUAAAUCCUCGGUUCUACCUUCUGUCCAAAACGAUGACGUUUUAAUUAGAGACGCAACUCGAGAGAAAGAGGCCAUAAAUGUGUUCGAGGAUAAAGAUUUACAAAAGGAAAAAAACCAAGGUUCUUCCAUCUCUCCACUUUCAUCUGAGCAGAAACCAGCUGCUAUUAAAGAAACAAUCAAGGUUUCAGAAACACCGGAGAAAUCUCAAGCCAAAUCAUUAGAACAAGAACCAGAAACCUCCAAGCAAGAAUCAGGUUUCUUUAGCUUUGGAUUUGGCAGUACCAAACCUCAGCCUGCACCACCCAAAGCUUCUGAAACCAACGCUGGCAAGUUCUUUGGCUUAGGAGGCUUGACUGAGACACCCUCACCACAAUCUGUCUCUGCUGUUUCUGGCAAAGUUUUAGGUUUUGGGUCCUCCAUCUUUAGUUCAGCAUCUAAUCUGAUCUCAUCAUCUGUCCAAGAUGAGCCCUCUACAACACCACCGGUUUCCAGAAAGACUCCAUCAGUUUCACCGACAUCUAUCAUAAUGGCCACACCACCCUCUUCUCGUAAAGGUUCAACAGUUUCACAAGCUUCCCAGGAUACCAAAACAGAUGAGAAGUUAGAAGUCAAUACAGGGUCUUCAGAAACCGCUACAGAUUUACAGAAGCAGAAAGAAAAGAUAUCAGAUGAAAAAUCAGAAGUCAAGAUAGUCAAACCAUUGACUCCUCUACCCACAGCACCUAAACUGAUUGAAUCUAACUGUCCCAUUUGCAAGGUAAAACUGAACAUGGGACAAGAAAAUCCACCUAAAUUCAACACCUGCACUGAAUGCAAGAACGUUGUCUGCAGUCAAUGUGGAUUUGAUCCCAUGCCUGAUCAGGUCAAGGUUAAAGAGUGGCUUUGCAUCAAUUGCCAAAUACAAAGAGCAGCAAGAGGACCAGAACUUCCAGAAACUCCCAUGUUGAAACCUGUUCUGUCAGGAAAGGAUAUUCAGACACAUAUUACAGUGGAUACAGCAGCUGAACCCAAACCCACUGAUCCAUACAGUCUACAUGAAGAUAAAAUACAAGGUCCUGACCUUCUAUCAUCACAGAAAGGUGCCUCAAACCCAAACUCUCAACACAAUACAAAAGAGCAGUCACAGGAAAAGGCUGUACAAGAGAAGGAACCUGCAAAAUCUCAGCAGCCAUCAACACAUGUUACAGCAUCCCCAGCCAAAUCUGCUCCACUUUUACAAGCUGAGGCUCCAAAGCAGAAAUCAAGCUUCUUUGGAUUUGGAGCGAGCGAUGAAUCUCAGCCUCCUCUUUCUAAGUCUCCUGAUUCAACAUCUGGGAAGCCAUUCAAUUUUGGAUUGAGUGAGAAAGCCAGGUCACGAUCACCAUCACCUCAGGCCAUGGCUGUCACUGGCAAGGUCUUUGGAUUUGGAUCCUCUAUUUUUAGUUCUGCAUCUAACUUGAUCUCAUCAGCCGUUCAGCAAGAGCCAGCUUCUUCUCCAUCCACUUCUCGUCAAAGUUCUACAGUGUCUCAGUCUUCUGUUAAGACUUCUACACCUCCUGCUUUUCACAAGGGUUCUACAGCCUCCCAGGCCUCUGUAAAAGUGAAUCCUGUAGAGUCUAAAUCUCUUCUAUCAAAGAAAGUGAGUGAUACACUAGAAGAUAAGAAAAAAGAAGGACCUUUGCUGGUCAAGACACAACCUCAUACUGCAAAUCCUGAAGUUAAGACAGAACUUGUGGAGGAGACAGUUGCUGCUAAAGCUCCUUUAAAGGCGAGCCAACCCACCUGCCCUAUCUGUAAGGUGGAUCUUAAUGUUGACUCAGAGAAACCUCCGAACUACAAUACCUGCACUGGAUGCAAGGAGAUGGUGUGUAACCUGUGUGGAUUUAACCCCAUGCCUCACCUCACAGGGGCGGAGUGGCUGUGUCUGAACUGCCAGACUCAGAAGGCCCAAGCGGGGCCACUGGGAGACUUCGGACAACCUCCUUCACUGUUAUCUGUUUCGAGCACUAAGCCUUCAGGUUUACCUACAGGACAAACAGUGAAAACCUCAGAGACGACUCAAGCUGUUGAAACAUCCGCAGAGAAUAAAGAUGUUCAGCCGGUUGAAGUUGGUGACAAAACACUUGAGUUGAAACCAACAAUUAAGGAGGAAAAAAUACCUACAGAGGAAGUGACACAUGGUAUCAGCUAUAAGGAGCCACAGGCUGUUAAAGAAACAACCUCUUUGCCGGCUGUUCCUGAAACAAUACCUGAACCUGCUUCAGGUGCUCCAGAUUUUACCCAGACAACAUUUGCUCCACCUGGAGAAGCUGUCAACAAAACACCAGAGUUGAUCACAAAUGCAGUGCAAUCAGCAACUGUGAUUGCUAAGGAACCAACACCAGCUGUAGACACUCAGCAAGUGAUAAAACCUAAUAUGCCUGGUGUUACGCCUUCCGAAGAGGAUCAGCAAGCAGUGCCUAUUGAGGCAGGAAAAAUGGAGGAAGAACCCACGCUUCAGUUAGAUGAGGCUCGUAACCUGGAAAAUACACCGCUGUCAGUUUCAGGAGAUGAGUCAAACGAUUUGAAUGUGGACGGCAAAAAAGAGCAAAAAGAACACGAUACAAUAACAAUUUCCCCUGAGUCAUACAGUUCAGCUGAGGAAGAGCUUAAAGAAAUCCAAAGGGCCGUUGAAUCAUCUUUGAGGGAAACCGCUGCAGACUUAGAUCAUAUUAAAGCAACACUUAUCGCAAAGCAGUAUCCUGGCUCGGCAGAAAGCACCAGAGAAGAAGAAACUUCACCACUCAGCCCAGAAUAUGUGGACGAAGAAUUCAUGCGUGCAAAGCUCAUGCAAAUGAGCACAGACGAGGAUUUGGAAUUACCUGAUCAGCAAAGUGACAUCGGUAAACAUCGAGUACUGCUAAAACUUCCUGUCGGUUUAAUUACUGAGGAGGAGAGUUUAACCGAGGACUCAGAUAGGUCUAAGGAUGAUGGAUCCUUUAGUAUGCAGGCAUCUUAUAUCACACCUGGAACUGCAUCACCUACAUCAAUAUCCUCAUUCGAUGAAGAAAGUGGUUGCGUCCCAGGUCAAAAGAUGGAACGUGUAGUGGUCAAGCAUCAAAGGAAAGUGAAGCAUUGGCAAGGUCCAUCUCAAACUGAAGAGGAGUCUUCUGAGGAGGAAAAAGAUUACAAAAUGAAAUUAUAUGAGCAGUCAUCUUUCUCUAACAUUUUCGAGACAGAACGAGGAGACACUAUUAGCCACCGACCACAACCAAAGGAUGUUAUAUAUCUAGCUUCUGAGAAACCAUUAAAGACUGCAGAGGAGGCUUAUGAAGAAAUGAUGCUAAAAGCUCAAUAUUUCUCUGAUAUGUCAAGAAAAGUAACCCCACCUGAGAUUGAGCCACUCUACGGAGGCAUGCUGAUAGAGGACUAUGCUUACGAGUCAUUAGUGGAGGAACCGGCACAGGCUUCAGCAGGUGAAUGUGGGAUUCCUGACCAUGACUUUUUGACUACUGUAUUUGUUGAAGAUACAGUAAGAAAGCUCAGAACACCAGAUGAGGUCUAUGAGGAGAUGCAUGCAAAGAAAGAGCUCAUGCUAGAAAAUCAGUCGACUCAGCAGGAACACACUCGGAGAGAUUCUUCAGUCGCUGACGUUUGCUAUGUGACCAUAUCAGAAAAUGACGAGAUCCUAGUUGAGGAUAGAAAACUCUCAAUAGGGGAAGAAGAAUUUAUAACACCAGAAACAAGUCCUUCAAAAUCAAGUCCUCUGACUCCUCUAUCUCCAAUGUCUCCUGAAUCUGAUUCCCCUGAAGUAAUUUUAAUUCCCUCCAGUGAUGAAGAGGAGGAAUUCAAGGAUGAAUAUGCAGCUGAACCUUUGGAGAUUGUUAUGGAACCUUAUACAGCAGAGGAAACAUCUCAGGAGUUCUCUGUUAAUAAAGCGCUCUACCCUAUUCCUGACCUGAAAAUUACCCAGUGCUCUUCUGGUGAAGAAGAACCUGAGGAUGAAGAUAUAAUUACUCAAGGGCAUGAACCCGCUUUGUCAGGUGACAUUACUCAAAGUGAUGACAGCUCUAAUGAAGAUGCUUUGGUUACAGAAUCUUUAGUUGAGUUACCAACAAUAGAGUCUGAACCCACAUCUGUGGUAUGUGAAGUUCCUCCGUCAAAACUUUCUUUAGAACAAGUGUCUUCAUUUUCAUCCUUUCCGCUUACAGAACGGACUCCAGACCAAGAGUCCAUUCCAGUCACACACAUCGCUGACUGUUCAACUCUUGUAUCUGGUGCUGCAACAUCUCCAGGUUCAUUAAAUGAUUCUGAAUCAGAGCCAGAACCCCCAGUCUUGGUAGGACCUCCUCUUAUUGCAGGUUCUCUUGAGGAAUCAGUUGGUCCUAUUCAAGUUUUAACAUCUACCCAGCAGACGGAGGAACUGGCUGGGGUGUCUGUUACUGAACCACUAUUGGCUUCAAGGCCAUCACAAGUUUCUUACGCAGGAGAUACUAGUGUUCCUGAACCAUCUUUAAUUUCAAAACAAUCCAAGGUCACCAUACCAACUGAAGUGUCUGUUUCUAAACCACCACUAGCUUCGAAACCUGUUCUCACCUCAGCGUCUAUCUCAGAUUCUGUCAUUGUUACAAUACCAGAGCGAGAAUCACCACCGUUGGGGGCUGCAUCUCCAGAAUCAGCUGUAGAACCAACUCCAGUGGUCGAAAAUGUUACUGCUGCGUCAACUGCAAGUUCUGUCUCAAAUCAAGCUCUGGCUAUCACAGCACAAGUUCCACAAGUUUAUUCAACAACUUCUGUUCAAACAUCCAGUGCUAUGGUGCCAUCUUUAGAAUCAAUGUCUACGCUAGUGUCAGCUGAAAUAGAACAUCCAUCUCCUGCCAUCAUUCCAGGACCUGGACAACCAGAUGUUGCUCAAAUUCCACAUCUAGUUACUACAACAUCUGAUUAUUCAGUUUAUACUAUGAGUCGGCCACUUAUUUCUUCUCCUCAUGUUCCAACAAGUUCGGUGUUAACAACAGAUGUUCUCACUUCAACCGAAAGCACAUCUGUUGCAGCAUGUGUUCCUUUGUUUUCUGUGGAACAGGCCUCUGUUUGCCCACCUUUAUCAAAUGCGACAAGUUUAGGUGAGUCUCACCUUGAGUCCUUUACAGCUAUAGCUGCAGACAGAACAGACUUGGCCCCAUCUACAGUUUCUAUUCAGAUCCCGUUCCAUGUUCCUGAUACAGAUAUAUCACAUUUGGCUACAACAACAGUCCCACCACCUCCUGUUGUACAAGACAUACCCUCUUCAGCACAGGUUUCUUCUAUAAACACAACUGCUUUUGAAACAGUGUCUUCUCAACCCAUUCAGUCAGUAAUAGUAGACAUAAAACCAGAGGAAGAUAGUAUUCAACCUGGACUAGAUACCUUGAGUGGAAUUACUAUAUUACCAUCUCAGACCAUGAUAGCCAUUGAAGUUAAUGGUGUUAAUGCAGAAGCUGAUCCUCAUAUUAAACUGACAGCUGGUAUGCCAAGUGAAUUCACUUCUCUGUCAACAAAACCUGAAUUUCAAGUGAUAACUGUCCCCCGUGAAAGAGCAGAUAAGCCAGUAAUUGAAUUUCCACCACCACCUACAGUUUCACCACCAGCUUUACCCUCUGACAAUUUGCCUAAGAUGCCAGUUCCAAUGCCAGUAGGCUUUACAGAUACUCAUGAGUCUCUUACAAGUACAACCAGCCAAGCACCUGGUGCAAUAGUGAAGCAAGCUGUAUCCCCAGUCCAUAAAUCACCACCACCAGUUCCUCCGAAGCCAUUAAGUAAACCUGCCGGUUUGGUAUUUAGUCACAAAAGGCAAGAACCUAUAACUGCUCAUAUAGGUCAUGCUGCAACUUUACCAAGAACAAGAGAACCCCCUAAAGUCCUUUCACUGUCUUUGCCUGCCCCGGUUGACAGUAAACGCAGUAUCACAUCACCAAAAUCUCCGCUGUCACCAAGAUUUGCCAAAACCCUGGAGACAUAUGUAGUAAUAACAUUACCAUCAGAGCCAGGAUCGCCAGUAGAAUCUAUUACAACCCAAGCUCCAAUACGUAAAUCAUCUCUACCUACACCUAAGCAACAAGCUCUUCCUUUCUCUCCAACAGUGUUUACUGCUUCGCCAGUGACUACGCCACUGACCAUAGUCUCAGCAUCAGAAGUAGCAGCCCCUCCAAAAGUGAUAUCAGUGCCUGUUGUGACACCACCACCACCACCUCCACUACCACCAAUUAUAUUACAAAAUGUGCAGGUGUCACCAAAAGCAGUAUUACAUGCUGCAUCUACAGUGAUUCUCUCAAAAGCCGAGACAGUCCCAUCAGAGAUUGCUUCAGCAUCAAGUGUGGUUUCACUACCUCAUAUCGGGGCAUCACGUCUAGCUUUUGUGCCACAGAUAGAGAUAGCAAAGCCCCCAGUCAAAAAGGAAAGUUAUCAGGAGGGAGCAAUUUACUCUGCACCACCUGUAGCUGGGCCGACAGUGGUUUCGGCACCAAUUGUUACAUCGCCACAUGCAUCCGUUGUAGCACCAAUUGUGACCGAAGUACCUACUGUCACCACAGAAUCAACCAUUAAUUAUGUAGCAAGUGUGUUCCCAAGUCAAGUAGCAUGCUCCACUCAAAUCGCAGCACCAGUAACUACGGUAUCUGAAUCACUGCUGACAAAAGAAGUGCCUGUGGGCUUGACAUCUUCAGCCAUUAAAUCUGAUGUUGAUUUAAGGCAAGAGUUUGAACGGCAACUGAUGCAAACUCCUAUAGCAAUUACCCAUCUUCCAUUGUCUACAGAUAAUCAGUCUAUACAAGGGUUAGAAAUGGAGGAAAUCCUAAUUGUAUCAGCUUUAGAGGAGACAACUCCAGCAAAGAGUUUGUUCUCUGAGCAUGAAAAACCUUUUGAAUUACAACAAGAGGUGUCUGUGGUUGGUGCUCCAAAAGAAAUACCAAGAGCACCAGUAGCAAUUACUUCAUUUGCACAAUCAGUUGAAAGUCAAGAAAUAAGAGCGCCUGAUGACAAAUUGACAGGCGUAAGUCAACUACCCUCUGAAUUUGCGUCAAUUGGACAGCACCAAUAUGCACGACCUAAUCUUGUGGCGCAAGUGAUUACGACUGAAGUCCAAAGAACUACCACUUUGUCUGUUGUACAAGACGGAGUAGAGGCUCCCUAUGUGACAGGCAAAGUGCAGCCAGAAAUGACAAAAAGUCAAACAACACUUAAACAGAAUGGACAAAUGCAUUAUCCUGGGAAUGUUAUUGACCUUACAGCCUUAAAGGUCAGUGUUUCAAUGACUGAAAAGGGAAUGGAUCUAACAGCCCCUGUGUCAAGUCUGCAGAAGUUUUCAAAUGAUUCAUGUGGUCGACAAUCAACUGCUGUGCAGCCAGAGGUUGUAAAUCUGACUCCUGCCACAACUAUGUCUUUUGUGACAGACAGUAUAACUGUUGUAACCUGCUCUACGACAAUCACAUAUAAUAAUAAAGUCAUUACAGUUGGCAGGCCCCUUAAUUUAGAAAGUGGAACUGCAUUGCCUCUGCCGUUAACCACAAACAAUACAUUUCAGCCACUGGCACAGAUUAUUUACCGACCAGUAAAUUCCCAGCCAAAACAAACAACCUUUUCAGAGAUUCCUAUUAAUCUAUCAUGUGGGGCUACCAAAACCACCGUACCUUCAUCUUUGCAUGUUACAACAGCCCCAAUUACCUUCACACCUAUUCAUAUGGAAACAUCUGCAGCAGGAGCUAUAGAUCUCACAAUGUCAAAACCGGUGAAAACGAUAGUGGCAUUAUCUUCUUCCUCCGAGGUGGUUACAAGUGUCGUUGAGGACGAUGAUGCACCUAUAGAUCUGACAGCAGGGAGGCGAACAGUGUGCUGUGACAUCCUCUAUCGGCUUCCAUUUACCUCAAGCUGCGGAAUACAACCACCAGUGACCGCAGCGUCAGAUAACCAGUUUGACUAUCAGCAUGAUAAUGCUACGACUGGAAAACUUGAAGAUCUUAGUAAUGUGAAAGUUUCUGAGAGUAAUAAAAAAGCAACAGAGCUGUUCAGUUAUGAGAGGAAAAAUGGAUUUGCUUACCAGAAGGAGGUACCAGAUGUGGCAAUUGAUUUGACAUCAGCAAAACUUUCAAAAGAUGAAGCCCUGGACUUCUCAAAAACAGGAAAUAUGGCUUUGGCUGGAGUAACCACCUCUCAGUAUACUCAGGAAAUGUCUUCUGGGGUCAAUACUAUAGUAACAUCAUCAACUGGUGGAUACUCGUCUGUUACUGCACCCGUACAAUCUACUAAUGCAAUUACUACCCAGCCAGGCUCACUAUUUAGUACAACAUGCACCAAUAUAACGGAGGCAUAUUCAGCACAUCACAACCAGGCUUUACCAUAUGAUCUCAUAAAUAACAGUGGAAGCAGCCAGUCAAUGUUUUUGGAAACUGCGCUGUCUAAGGAUAUACUGCCUGCUGCGCUCGCCAACCUGCUACCCUCAUUAACAGCCUUCCCGGAACUGUACAGUGAUGCUACCCUUGAGGCCAUUGCGGCAUCACUUGAUGCCCUUGUUUCCCCAAAUUUCCCAACUUUGGAUGACAGUAAGAGCCAGCAAUACCAAGUGGAGCAUGAGUUUUUACAAUUAGAAAAGCUUAAACAGCUGUGUCUGGCUGAAGAGCUGGAAUGGGAGAGACAGGAGAUACAGCGUUAUCGCGAACAGGAACAGCUAAUUGUCCAAAAGGAGCUGGAGGAACUGCAGAGCAUAAAACAGCAGCUCCUGUUACAACAGGAAGAGGAACGCAAGGCCCAUCUCAUUCUGCAACAGGAGACCUUUGCCCAGCAGCAACUGCAGCUUGAGCAAAUCCACCAUCUUCAGCAGCAGCUACAGAAACAACUAGAAGAGCAGAAGAAAUAUCCGUAUGGUUUUGAAUCAAGUGACUUGGAUCCCAAAUCUUGUAAAGGAGAUAAUGGCCAGUACUGGCCUGUAAAGGAUGACACUGCUAUAUCGUCUAAGCUCACUGCCCACGACCCUUUUGUUAGCCAAGGUUGGCACACCGCACCUGGUGGUUUUUCAAGGCGAAGUUUUAAUGUACUUGACUCAGAAGAAACAACAGAGCAAAAGCCGGUUUCCGAGAAACUGCCUUCAACAACCAAGCAGGACACUGAAGAAAAUGUAGAAUUUAGCAGCAGAAUUUUUUUUGAAUGUAGUAUGCAGACAGAUGAUGAGGACGAAGUGGAAAGGCCAUACACUGGCAGGAAGAGGAAGAGUAGGAGAAGUGUAGACAGCUGUGUACAGACUGAUGAUGAAGAUCAGGAUGAAUGGGAAGUCCCCGUUAGGAGCAGGCGCAGGUCUCGCUCUAGCAGAUAUGCAGAUGGUGAAAGGGUCAAGGGCUCCAAAGUAUCAAGCAUUGCAAUCCAAACUGUUGCUGAGAUCUCGGUUCAGACAGAUUAUUCUGGAACCAUCACGAGAUCACCAGUCCGAGCGCAAGUAGAUACAAUGGUUGACCUCCACCGAGGCGGACAUACAGAGAGCGAUUCUGAUGUCACCACUGAUAAGAGAUCGACUUCAGUAGAAGUUGGUGUCAACACCCAUCUAAAAACAGACGGUGUUACGAUCUCUUCACUACCCAAACCUUCAAAGUCACUGUAUUCACCAGUUUCACCUGUAUCUCCUGGAAAAGGCACAAGGAAGAUGCUUACACCUGAACCACCAAGACACCCCAGUAGCCCAAGGUCAUUAAAGGCUUCACAACGAUCUCUGUCUGAUCCCAAGUGUCUCAGUCCCACGUCUGAUGAAAGAAUCAUGUACCAGUACUCAGAUACUGGUUCUAGCAAGGGUUCCCAUGGCAGUUCCUCGCUGGGCACCCAAAAGAAAAUAAAGCGCACCCUUCCCCAUCCACCACCGGAAGAGGACACCAUGGUUGGCAGCCUGGGAUACAGUACAGGUUCAUCCCGGAGAAGAAUGUGCAGAAAUACAACGAUGGCUCGAGCGAAAAUUCUGCAAGACAUUGACAAAGAAUUAGAUUUGGUCGAACGAGAGUCUUCCAAACUACGCAAAAAGCAAGCAGAACUGGACGAGGAAGAGAAAGAGAUCGAUGCAAAGCUGAGAUAUCUCGAAAUGGGAAUUAACCGAAGGAAGGAGGCUUUACUGAAAGAAAGGGAAAAGAGGGAGAGGGCUUAUUUACAAGGGGUGGCAGAGGAGCGCGACUAUAUGUCUGAUAGUGAGGUUAGUAAUAAUAGAGAGGCACGGGGAAAUAGUCACGGACUUGAACGCCCAAGGACUGCCCCUCAGUCAGAAUUUGACCAGUUCAUCCCUCCACAGACUGAAGCUGAUCCACAGUAUGCCCAAAUGGGGGGUCCAUACUCUCAUUAUCAGUAUGCCUCUCAAAGUGAGACUCCAAGUCACUAUUCCCAGCAGACUCUGUAUCAACAGCAAUCCCUCUAUCACCAACAGGUGUCCCCCUAUCAGACCCAGUCCAUGUACUCAUCAGUACCAACACUUAGUCAACAGUCCCAACAAACUGGCUACGACCAUGCCUCGCAGCUCCUUUUAAUGCAACAGAAAUCCUGCCAAAACACCCUCUCUGAUUUGGAGCCAAAGAUAAUGGGUAACUACGAGGUCAUACGGCAUCAGCCUCUAAUAAUUGUCCCCACAUCCACAGAAAGUGCCUAUGGGGUUUCACAUCUCGGAGGCAAAUAUAGUAUAGACCUGAGGAUGGGUCUUGAGGAACGAGGCAGUAUGGCCAGCAGUCCAAUGUCCAGCAUUUCAGCAGAGUCAUUCUACGCAGACAUCGAGCACCACAAUGCAAGGAACUAUGUAAUGAUUGAUGACAUAGGUGAGCUAACGAAGAGUUCCACAGGCUUGAGCUCAAGUUUCAGCGUCCCUGAUAAGGACAUAAGCAAGAGUGACCGGCUGCUCAGAGCUGCAGAUGUUCGCCGCACAACAGAUGUGACUGACUUCAUUGGACCUCUACAGGCUUCCUCCAGGUUACAUUCAUAUGGUAAGCCAGAGGAGGACUCGAUGGAGGAGCCGUAUGAGUUAAAGCUGCUGAAGCAGCAAAUCAAGCAGGAGUUUAGGAGGGGCACAGAUGGUCUAGACCAACUCACAGGCCUCCCUCACUACCUUCAUGCUGACAGUUUUAGACAUUUUCCUAAAUCUGAGAAAUAUAGUAUUGGAAGGCUUACGCUAGAAAAACAAGCUGCUAAGCAGCUUUCAGCUUCAGUCCUUUACCAGAAACAGUUGAAGAAUAAAAGAACACUAAUUGACCCUAAAGUAACAAAGUUUUCCCCUAUACAAGAGAGUAGAGACCUGGAACCUGAUUACAGCAGCUUUCUGUCCUCUGCUGGUUCAGCAGUAGGUGGACUGUCCAGCAGAGCAAGGCUUUUACAGGAUGAGCUCACAUUUGGUCUAAGAAAGAACCUGGCUGAGCAGCAGAAAUACCUUGGCUCCACACUUAGCACUAAUCUGGCUCAGUCACUGAGCCUUGCUCAUUCACUUAACCUUGGCCCAAGCUUGAGGUCCUCUCUCCAUGAGGAUGGCACCUACCCCAGUGGCACCCGGUCAAGACCUUCCUCCAGGCCAUCCUCUGUAUAUGGACUCGACCUUUCAAUUAAAAGAGAUCUCUCCAGCUCUUCUCUAAGGUUAAAAACAGACGGUGAAGGCAUGGAGUCCCAGUUUGGUAUAGCAAGGGCAAAACCAACGAGUUUACCGAUCAGCCAGAGCAGGGGCCGUAUUCCCAUUGUGGCCCAGAAUUCAGAAGAAGAGAGCCCACUAAGCCCAGUUGGACAACCCAUGGGUAUGGCGAGGGCAUCUGCGGGUCCACUCCCACCUAUUUCUGCCGAUUCCCGGGAUCAGUUUGGGUCGAGUCACUCUUUGCCCGAGGUACAGCAGCAUAUGAGAGAGGAAUCAAGAACACGGGGGUAUGACAGGGACAUUGCCUUCAUUAUGGAUGACCUACAGGGAGCUAUGUCAGACAGUGAAGCCUACCACCUGCAGCAUGAGGAGACUGACUGGUUUGAUAAGCCUCGUGAGGGACGCAUUGGACCUCAACCAGGACGUGAUAAGAAACAGAUAAAAGCUCUGCAUUAUCCUUUCCCUCACGCUCGGAUCAAGCUGCAGAAAGACCCCCGGGACCACAGUGUCUCAGGUGGUGGGUUUGGCGUGCGGGUAGUCGGAGGAAAGGAGAUUCCAGGAACUAAUGGAGAGAUCGGAGCGUACAUUUCUAAGCUGUCAUCUGCAGGCACGGCUGAGCUGAAUGGAAAGCUUUUAGAGGGAAUGCAGGUCCUGGAGUGGAACGGAAUCCCUCUGACAGGAAAGACUUAUGAGGAAGUCCAGAGCAUUGUGUGUCAACAGAGUGAAGAGGCAGAUAUAUGUGUGCGCCUAGAUUUAAAUAUGUGCUUAGACUCAGAGAACCUUCAGUGCUUGGAGCUCCAGUCUCAUCUAAAACCUGCUGAACCUCAGCGUUCUCCAGGUGUCGAUCCUAACCAGUUGGCUGCGGAGCUGCAGAAGGUUUCUCAGCAGCAGGCUCCCACCUCUGUACUGAGUGUGCUGGAGAAAGCUGGACACCUUCAUUCAGCCUCAGCAUCUGCUGCUUCCAGUGGAGUGCCCAGCCCCGGGCAGCCCGGAUCCCCCUCUGUCAGCAAGAAACGCCACAGCAACAAGUCUGGCGACACUUCAAGAUCACAGUCACAUCCAAUCACAGGUGAAAUUCAACUUCAAAUCAAUUAUGACAAGAAUAUGGGUAAUCUGAUCGUCCAUGUUCUACAAGCCCGAAACCUUGCACCAAGAGACAACAAUGGAUAUUCAGAUCCUUUCGUCAAGGUCUAUCUGCUUCCAGGGAGGGGCCAAGUCAUGGUUGUCCAGAACGCAAGUGCUGAGAAUAAGAGAAGGACUAAAUAUGUACAAAAGACCCAGAACCCUGAGUGGAACCAGACUGUUAUCUAUAAAAACAUUCACCUCGAGCAGCUGAAGAGAAAAACCCUGGAGGUGACAGUGUGGGACUAUGACAGAUACUCCAACAACGAUUUCCUGGGAGAAGUGCUGAUCGACCUAUCUAACACUGCUCAGCUAGACAACCUGCCUCGCUGGCACCUCUUAAAGGAACAGAGUGAGAGUAUACACCAUGGAAGAGCACAUCCACCACAGGGCGGCGGAGGAUCGGGUGGCCAAGAAAGCCAAGGAGGCCCGGGAGGUCAGGGAGGCCCUGGUGGAUUGGGUGGACCUGGGGGCACAGGAGGGCAACCGAGCGAACAGUCCCCUAAAACGUCUGUCAUCAAGAGCAGAAGUCAUGGCAUCUUUCCUGACCCGGCUAAAGAUACCCAGGUCUCUACCAUUGAGAAGUCCCACAGUAGUCCUGGCAGCUCAAAAUCCUCAUCAGAGACUCACCUGCGCUCUCACGGACCCUCUCGCAGCCAGAGCAAGAGCAGCGUUACUCAGGCUCACCUGGAGGAUGCUGGGAAUGCCAUCGCUGCCGCAGAGGCCGCAGUGCAUCAGUCCCGCUUCCAGCCAAGCAGAGGAGGGCACAUGCUGAAUGAUGGGGAUGGCUAUACUCUGGACAGUGAGGAUUGCACAGGCACUAAUACAGUGGACAGUGCUAUAUUUCAAGUCCCUCAGCUAAAAACAAUUCCUAAUGGUUUGGAUAAGAGAGGCUCUGAAUCCCUGAAGAAUCUACACGACUCAGAAAAUAAGAAUCACAUGAUUGGAGAGAUUAAAGUGGCUCUGAAGAAGGAGAUGAAGACUGAAGGAGAACAACUGGUCCUCGAGAUCCUGCAGUGCAGAAACAUCACCUACAAAUUCAAAUCUCCAGAUCAUCUGCCUGAUUUGUACGUCAAGCUGUACGUGGUUAAUGUGGCAACACAGAAGCGGAUCAUUAAGAAAAAGACCAGAGUCUGCCGUCAUGACAGAGAGCCGUCCUUUAACGAGACGUUCCGUUUUGGUCUCAACCCUGCUGGUCACUCCAUUCAGCUUUUCUUGGUGUCUAAUGGAGGCAAGUUUGUGAAGAAGACCCUGAUUGGUGAAGCUUACAUCUGGUUGGACAAAGUGGACAUGCGCAAACGAGCAGUGAGCUGGCACAAACUAGUGGCCAGUUCUCCUCAUACGCAGCCCUGAUCCACACUACUGAUCUCUGCUGAUGACAUAAAGAAACCGGAAUUGUCCUUUUUGCAUUGCACAGUAUUGAAAAGCUCUGUCUGUGAUUUAGAUGCAUCACUGGCUCUUGCAGUCGAUGUACAGACUGUUUAUAGGAGGUCAAAUGAAACUGAGCAAUGAAU